AAUAAUAAGAAAAAAAAUGAAAUUCCUUGCUUCUGAAAAUAUUUCAGCCUUAUUUCACAUUACUUUCCUUCAUAAAUAUAUGUUUAAGCCAAAAUGGACUCUUUUCCAUUCUUUGGUCUAGUACUAUUGUUUUCUGCCCCAUGUGUUAUUAAACUUAUUCUCACUGCCUUGGAAUACAAUUCCUCUUCAGACCCUUCGUGGCUGAAUUUUUUUCUCUGACAUCCAUUAUGCCUUCCUUUAUUCUACCUUGUCCUCACCAGGGUGAAAGUGUUCUCUCUUUUCUCAAAUUUACUUUGAAUAUGUUAUAUUUCUUUAUUGUUCGAGUCACACUUUACUUUGUAUUUAUACUAUAUAUAUUGUGUAUAUAUUGUACCUAUGUUUCCCUGUGCCUUCUUAGACAGUAAGCUGCUUGAAGCUUAGAACUAUAUAAUUUUCUUAAAAAUUCCACUCCCUAGCACUGUACUUUACUCAUAUUGGGCACUUAAUAAUGGAUAUUGAUGUGAUUUGUUUUGAGGUUGUAUCCUGGUAUAUUGAAAGUACUGGGGAGGCAACUUGGUGGCAGGAAGACUGGAUUUGGAGUUAGGUGACUUGGGUUGAGACUCUAGAUCUGACAUCUAAUUAUGUGCAGGUUAUCACUCUGAAUCCAAAGCUAAAGAAUAUAAACAUGUGUGCAAAAGAGCUUGCCAAAAGGCUAUUGAACAACUACAGGCUGGUGCCCUAGCAACAGAUGCAGUGACUGCAGCUCUAGUUGAACUAGAGGAUUCCCCUUUUACAAAUGCAGGAACGGGUUCCAAUUUAAACCUUUUGGGUGAGAUAGAAUGUGAUGCCAGCAUUAUGGAUGGAAAGUCCUUAAAUUUUGGAGCGGUUGGAGCAUUGAGUGGAAUCAAGAAUCCAGUUUCAGUUGCAAAUAGAUUGUUGUGUGAAGGGCAGAAGGGAAAACUCUCUGCUGGCAGAAUUCCUCCUUGCUUUUUAGUUGGAGAAGGAGCCUAUAGAUGGGCAGUGGAUCAUGGAAUACCCUCAUGUUCUCCAGGUGUUAUGACUACAAGAUUCAGUCUAGCAGCCUUUAAAAGAAACAAGAGGAAGUUAGAGCUGGCAGAAAGGGUGGAAACAGAUCUCAUUCAACUAAAGAAAAGAAGACAAUCAAGUGAAAAGGAAAAUGACUCAGGAACUUUGGACACAGUUGGUGCAGUGGUUGUUGAUCAAGAAGGAAAUGUUGCUGCUGCUGUUUCUAGUGGAGGUCUAGCUUUGAAACAUCCUGGGAGAGUUGGUCAGGCUGCUCUUUAUGGAUGUGGCUGCUGGGCUGAAAAUACUGGCGUUCAAAAUCCUUACUCUACAGCUGUAAAUUGUUAUCAGAAAUAUGUAUUAAGAGAUUGUGGGAACAGAGUGGCAGAAUGGAGAAUGGAUCAGAAAAAUCAAAGCUGUGGAGAGCAUCUUGUACGUACAAUACUGGCCAGAGAAUGUUCACAUGCUUUGCAAGCUGAAGAUGCCCACCAAGCUUUGCUUGAAACUAUGCAAAACAAGUUUAUCAGUCUUCCUGACUCCAGGACCAGUCCUCUGUGCAGUUCACCUUUCCUAGCCAGUGAAGAAGGUGUACUUGGAGGGGUGAUAGUUCUUCGAUCUUGCAGAUGUUCUGCAGAACCUGAUGCCUCACAAGACAAACAGACACUUCUAGAUGAUGAAACUGAAGCUCAUAGAUGCAACCUGCCCAUGGCCACCCAGCAUCAGAGCCACAACUCAGACCCCAACAUAGUCUCACUCUUAAUGAUGUUAGUGCUUUUUCAAUGGAAUUUCUAUGGAGUCAUACAACUGAGAGCAUGUGUGUUGGAUAUAUGUCUGCUCAGGAUGGCAAAGCCAAGACUCACAUUUCAAGACUUCCUCCUGGCGCUGUAGCGGGACAGUCAGUGGCAAUUGAAGGAGGAGUUUGCCGUUUGGAGAGCUCAGUGAACUGAACACCUCUAGCUCAGCAUGAAGUGUUUAAAUGGCACUUUGGGGAUCUGAGCUAGUUUUAAAACAGAUAUUGGGUAUUUUAUUCUCAUUUUAUCAUUCUUACUGCAACCACGUGCACCAUAACUUGAGACACAAGUGCUGCUGUAGUCUCUACUCUUAGUGAUGUGUGAGUGUGUGACAGUGUAAGGGUAUGACUAUGUGAGCAGAUGUAUGUGUGUGUGUUUCCCUCAAUGGAAUAGAAUCUCCUUUCCUCAUCGUGCAAAUAAAAACCAGGUAUAAUUAAAUUAACAUCAUAAAAUUUUUACAAUGUUUACAAAAAUGAGCUAAAUUUGCAGGAAAAACAUUUUGACUUAUUAAAGCUGUAGCAACUGUCUUUCCUGUUAAGUUUGAAAUGAAAAGAAUUCAUAGCUAGUUGUUUAUAUGAUUGAACAAUGGUUGUGCUACAUUUAUUAUAAUAAUUAAUAAUAAAGGUUCUUUAUUUUUUAAUGGUUUAAGUGAACUCAUUGGUGACUUAAACCCUUAUCCUCAUCCCUAAUACAGGGCAUUUUUCUUUAACAAAAGAAUGGUUUCAGUGAAACAAUCUAGCUAAGAAUUAAGGCCAGACCUUUUUAAAACUAGUCUUACGUAUGAUAAAGGUUGUACCUCUUUCCUCAAGCUUUUAUAAGCUUAAAUGUUGCCUAGCUUCAAGCUCUAUAUACUAUAUUAUGAAAUUACCUAAAGAUAGAGUACAGUAAUGCACAGUCUUUAGUUUGUGUAUAAUGGAAUAUUAUUUGCAAUGUAACACUGUAAAUAUGGCAAACAAAGUUUAUGGAGAGAUUCAAUAUUAUCUUUGUUCCUUGUUUAAAUAUAUUUUUAAGAUAAAGGUGCAAAAAUAAAACAUACAUAUUACUGUC
Molecule: messenger RNA, 2840 nt
Organism: Monodelphis domestica (gray short-tailed opossum)
Lineage: Eukaryota; Metazoa; Chordata; Mammalia; Didelphimorphia; Didelphidae
Source: RefSeq, a predicted model, not a curated record